AUGGAUGGACCUGGAGAGGCUGAUGCGAGUAUGUUGUACUCAAGUAUUGGGAAGUAUUACACCAACAAAGGGUGGAGAAUGCUCCCUGCAUUCCAAUCGGCUUUGUCUGCGAGUCAGUCUCUGGCAUCGCCGAAUAGAUCGGAGCUCCCACAAACGAAACCUUUGAUGCUGGAUGGCAUCCCAGCACUAUGUGCUCGAGAUAUUGGCGCCAUAAAAGUUGAGUUUUCUAGUUAUAAACCCGCUGCGGCUGAAAUCCUCAUGGCCGUCCUUCCUUCUGCCAACCUUGUCAGCUGGCUACAAGAACGAGCUGCAUUCAUCAGUAGCAAGACCAACGGUGAAGUCCCCCUGAUCAAAGGCGCCAUCUGCGAAGAUGCUAAGAAGUGGUUGUUCUGGAAUCAUGACUUCCCAGAUCGCGAGUUGACUAUCCAAAGGGUCGUUACACCGACCAAGGCGGCGGAGGCCGAGGAUGAGGAGAGCCAGAAGGAGACAACCCUGGCUUUAGCCAGCCUUUUGUUGGCAGCUUUGGACGAGACUCAGAAGUGGAAGUUGCAUAAGACCGUCAUAUGGAGGAGUCCAACGCCCGAGCUGAACCGUGCUAUUCACAUGGUCCAGGAACACUUUGGAGUGGGCGUGACGAAUGAAGAACGAGUAAAUAGAAAUGUCCCUUCAGUGAGGUGGAAGGGAGGGGAUGAGGAGAAGACCAAACAAAUUGAGAUUUGUCACAAUGAAUUCUAUGCUUGGAGCUGA
Molecule: messenger RNA, 747 nt
Organism: Histoplasma mississippiense
Lineage: Eukaryota; Fungi; Ascomycota; Eurotiomycetes; Onygenales; Ajellomycetaceae
Exons: 2
Coding region: 1-747 (248 amino acids)
Source: RefSeq, a predicted model, not a curated record